Molecule: messenger RNA, 2556 nt
Organism: Pelmatolapia mariae (spotted tilapia)
Lineage: Eukaryota; Metazoa; Chordata; Actinopteri; Cichliformes; Cichlidae
Product: arylamine N-acetyltransferase, pineal gland isozyme NAT-10-like
Exons: 2
Coding region: 60-932 (290 amino acids)
Molecular function (GO): arylamine N-acetyltransferase activity
Source: RefSeq, a predicted model, not a curated record
CUCUCAGUUGCCUCCCAGAACAACAACGCAGAGCUGCAGGUUACUUCAAAGUCCAAAGGAUGGAUUUGCGUGAGUACUUCAAAAGAAUUGGUUUCCAUGCCUCCUGUGAUAAACUGGAUCUUGCAACACUGAAGCUGAUCCACAGACAGCAUGUUAUGUCCAUCCCAUUUGAGAACCUAAGCAUCCACUGUGGCGAGAGGAUCACCAUGGACCUUGAGGUCAUCUUCAAUAAGGUCGUGAGGAGCAGCCGCGGAGGCUGGUGCCUUGAGAACAACUCCCUGUUUGGCUGGGUGUUGAGACAAAUGGGUUUCAACACGACAACACUGAGCUCCAGAGUUUUCAAUAGUUUCCUCAAUGACUUUGGCCCGCUUGACUCUCAUCUCAUUAACAAGGUCAUCAUUGAUGGGAAGGCUUAUAUCACAGAUGUAAGCUUUGGGGUGUCAUCACAAGUGCGAGAGCCUCUGGAGCUUAUUUCUGGAAAGGAGCAGCCCCAGGCAGCGGGUGUUUUUCGCCUCAUAGACAAAGGGGACAUGUGGGUGCUGGAGAAGACUGGCAGAAAACCAAAGGUUCCUAAUCCAGAAUUUGCUACAUCAAGUCUGGUGAGCAGGAAGGAAACAAAGCAGAUCUACUGCUUCACCUUGGAGCCUCGCGGGGUAGAUCAUUUUGUAGAUAAAUGUCACAGGCUGCAGACCGACCCCGCCUCACUGUUCACCAAUAAGUCCAUCUGCUCUUUGCAGACUCCCACGGGAUUCAGAGCCCUGAUUGGAAAGACCUACAGUGAGGUCACCUUCAAACCAGAGGAAGGUGUUGAUGUCUUAGACAUGAGGGACAUACCAGGUGAUGAGAUAGAAGAAAUUCUGAUGGAAAAGUUCAACAUAAAGCUGCAGAACAAACUAAAGCUCAUGAGCAACAAAUCCUGGUACACACUUUGAAAACAAUCCUCACAUAUCAACAUUUUAUGUUGAAGCUUGUCAGCAAAAUAAAAUAUUUGACAACUUCAUGAAUUAAAUUAUUUAGAUCUUCAGAAUUGUAGUUGCAUAAAAACAGAAAGAAAUGAGCUCUAAAUAAUGUGCACUGAAUGAUGGAAUGAUAAAAAAAAUAACUCCAAUUAUUCAAUUUGAUUUUAUUGUAUUCAUAUAGCGCCAAAUCACAAAAGCAGUCACUUCAAAGCACUUUAUAUUGCAAGGUAAAGACCCUACAAUAAUACAGAGAACACCACAACAAUCAAUUAUCCACAUAAUCAUUACAUAAUUAUGAACAAAUAUUAUUAGGCAAAAAACAUAAUGUGUUAAAGAAAAAAAAAGAAUAUAUAUAUAUAUAUAUAUAAAAGAUAAUCUUUAUUAGUCCCACAGAUGGGAAAUUCACAUUGUUACAGCAGCAAAGUACACUAAACAGGAAAAUAUAAAUAGAUGCAGCAUACCUAACAACAGUAAAGCUAUGCAAGUAUAUAUGCAAGUAUAAAUAUUUUAAUUUCUAGUGUUAUUAUAGUGUAGUAGUUUACACAUUUGCUUUUCCCUUUGGGUUUCCACCAGGAAUGACAAAUCGAAGGUAGAGCCACCUGCUGUGGCAGCUCCUUGUAAAUAAGGGAGCAGCUGAAAGUAGCUUUAUUUGGAAUUGUAUUAUAGUGGGAAGUGAGAAGAAGGGAGUAGAGGAGAAAUGCUCAGUGCAUUAUGGGAAGUCUGUCAGAAUAUGUAAAUUAGGCUUAAAACGUAUCUGAGUUUUAUCCCUAAUUUUAAAAGUACACAGGGUAUCUGUGCAUUAAAUAAAAUGAUUUACAGUAUGAGGGAAAACAUACCAUGUUUAUAUUUUUCUAGAUAUAAUAGUGAGUGUAGUGAUCUUAAUAUUUAUAACUACCUUGAAUGUUUUUGUGUCACCUUUUUUUGUUUUAUGUUUGUAUAUUUAUUAAUCCCAUAUAUCAUAAUGCUUAAACUAAGAUAACUUAUUUCAUAGUAUUUAUCCUCAACCUUGUAAAACAGCAAAAAGUGAAAACUGAUCAAAUCUGAAGACAUCCUGACAAAAAAAUCAUAUGCACACUGCUUCUCUCCAGUUUAAUAAAUUCAAUCUCAAAACAUUCUUGCAAAGGCAACAUUUUGAUCUUGAAAUGAAGAAAGAAGAUUCCAUGAAUAUUUCUAUUUUUCAAACUAUAUUACCUGUUUAUCUGUUCACCAUUAUAAAAUUAUCAUAAUGCUUAUAUAUGGUAACUGAGUAAUUCACAGUAUUUUUUCUGAAGCACAGCUAAAACUCUAAAAUUGCUGCAGGAAAGUACUGAGCUUCAUGAUGACAGAGAAUGAUGAAGCAUUAAAAUGUCCUGUUUUGUGAAGUUGUUAUAGUGUCAUAGGUUUAUGCAAGGAAGUUUGUAUAUCAAGUGAUUUGUCCUCAACGCCUCUGCCUCUACAUGACUGAGACUCAGAUCCUCAUCCUGGCCAUCCAAUGGCAGUUCUUAGCAUAGAUCAACAUGUGUUAAAUAGAAUAACCUAAAUUGUAUUUUAACAGACUUGAAUGGACAGUGGCUCUUUGGGUUUCAUGAUAUUAAACAUACUUUGCUGUUUUAUUCUA